AUGGCAUUGCCCACCGUCGCUGCGCCGCAGCCCGUGGCCGCCGUCGCUCCACCGGCGCCGACCACCGCGGCACUGAUGGCCGCCGCGGCACCGAUGGCCGCCGCGGCGCCGCCUCACGCCGUCGCCGCGCCGGCGCCGGUCACGACGGCACCACCGGCCGCCGCGGCAACGGACGCAGCGGCGCGCAAGCUCGCGGCGGACCACGCCGCGAUCCGCGAGGCCUACGCGCGCGAGCAGGCCGCCGCGGCGCCGCCUGCGCCACCUGCAGCGCCCCUCGUCCAGGGCGUCGACGACGAGUGGGCCGACUGGCGGGGUUGUAUUUGUGGAGGGAGUUAUUAUGGGGAGAUGGUGGGCUGCGACGGGCACUGCGACAACUGGUUCCACUUCGCGUGCGUCGGUUUGACACGGCUGCCGCGCGGCGAGUGGCUCUGCCAGGACUGCAAGAAUAAACCGAAGAAGAAGAAGCAGAAGGUCGAGGAACCGCCGCCACCACCACCUCAAAAAAAGAAACGGGAGAAUCCCGCCCAUUCGAAGCACGAGCGCAAAGAUAGGGAACAACUCGAGGCGUUGGUCGAGCGGGCCAAGCCCCUCAAGUUCGUUGGAGGUCGAGCUCCGAGUGACCACACGUGUAGUGGUGCGGGGUUCUGCUCGCUCGAUCCGUCGAUCUUUGCACCUUUGCAGCAGUUGCAUGCCAAUAUAGUAGCGGCUUUAAGAAGAGGCAAACUGUUACAAUCGUGGGAGGGCAAGGGGAAAGAUGUGCGAGAACGGGGCUUCGCUUUUCUACCACCUACGAUGAUUCCCGUCUGGGAUCGCGCUCGUCUAGAAAAAGGCGGUCUGCGCUUCGGCGCGGCCCAGAAGGAGGGUCAAGACUUCUUGAACGACGAGGAGGCGAACUGGAAGUCGUCGUUCCACCUCUUUCCUCGCGAUGUCUCUCCUGAAGCGCGGACGGCGCUACACGCGUUGAUCGAGUUAGUUAAACAAAGAGUAGAUGAUAAAUACAAGGACUACGUCAGUCUGGAGAAUCUCAUAGCACUACAACCAAACCUGCACAACGACGCGAAGCACCUCCCACCGCACCUCGACUUUCCGAUGCAUGAUGGCUUUGGCGUCGUCAUCGUGACCAUCCAGAUGGCGGGGCCGCAGUCCGUGAUUGCGUUGCUGAAGGGUGCCGAUAGCGAUUUCGACGUCACGGUCGAGAAGGAGAAGGAGCGGUGCUGGACGUUUUCUCUCAAUGUGGGCGACUGUUAUAUCCUGUCGGGGGAUGCGAGAAACGUCUGCGACCAUGGGGUAUUGUGUGUGGGCGGUGGUCGCCGUUCGCAUAAAGUGGACGCGGCGCGCGAGUCGCUGAAUUUGAGGUUUGGGUUGCACACGCCGGCGUUUGCCGACGAGGAAGUCUACUGGCAGUUCCCCUCGUUCUCUUCUACCUUGCAAGCGGCGGCGCAGGCGUCGCACAACGGGGAGGCGCCGGCGUCGAAGGGGCGGCGGCGGCGGCGCUAGGCCUGUGGUAAGUUAUCUCAUCUCCUCCCGCGCGACCCUGGCGGUUUCGGCUGUUUUUGUGCCCCCAGCUUGUUGCAUCCGUAGAUCAGCGUCGAAUGACGACCCGUCGCAUGCCAUUCAAAGCUGCGUCGACGCCUAAAAAACAAAUCGGUGCAAAUUGCGUGUCCAGCUUGACACCGCCACUCUGCGCUCGUCCUCAUCAUCUGGCGCCCUAUUGAUCAAAAGCAGCUGCGAAGCACUUAAACACUCAUCGGAUCUCAGCCUUCGCGAAGUUUAACGAUGCCUCGUUCGCUUAUCGUGGCGCUUGGGCUCCUGCACUCGGCAGCCAGCUUCCAACCCACCAGCCGCGCGGUCACGCGGACAGCACCGCUCCAGGCGGGCUUCGCGACGACGACGCGUAAAAAGAAAGUCAAAAAGGGCAAGGGAUCGAAGAGCAAGGACGCCGCCGGGCUGACCACAGACAAGGGCUGGGUCCCGCUCGACGAGCUCACCGAGCGA
Molecule: messenger RNA, 1995 nt
Organism: Pelagomonas calceolata
Lineage: Eukaryota; Pelagophyceae; Pelagomonadales; Pelagomonadaceae
Source: the annotation of a GenBank genome assembly